AAAAAGUUAAAUUUUAUUUUCAGGGAAAAAUGUCAAAAUCGGGUUUAGAAAGGGAGAAGAUUAUAAAAAACAUUCAGAGUAUAGAAGCUGUGACUGAUGAUAAACGAGUAUUAAAGCAUAUAAUGAUUGAUAUUCUCAAUCUAAGGAAUGGAAUGGAAGAUAACCUACUCAUAAUUCAACAAAUCAACCUGAUGAUACAGAAGGAGGGAGAGGAGCAUAAGGGGUUAGAUGACGUGAUCCAUGCUGCCCAGCAACAUAUUAACUCUAUCAAUUCAAUCUAUACACUUGGGGUUUCCUGGCUAAAAGAUAAUACUGAUUUUUCUUUAAGCUCUACAAAGGAUCAUUCUUUUCAACAAACACAAACAGAGAGCAGCAUAGAGGAUGGUAAUCUGGGGAGCAUGGGGAAAAUGGAUAACAUGGAUAACAUAGAGAAUAUGGAUAGCAUUCAUAACAUCGAGAACAUAGAGAAAGUGGAGAUGAUGAAAAACAUUGAACUCAAUGAGAACUUGUUUAUAAGAAACCUGAAACCCCCGGAGAAAAACAGAGAGGAUCCUGAGAUACUAGAAACCUCGGUCAGUUUAGAAAACCGUGAAAAAGAGAAUGUUGAAGAAAAUGAUGAUAUCAAAAUGGAUAUGGAUGAGUUUAUAGAUCCAAGAAGUAUUCUUGCUCUUGGAAUAAAAGAGGAGUCGGAAAGAAAAAAUAGAAUUUCAGAUAAGUUGUGCAAGGACGAGCUGGAUAAUUUUGAAGUAUUUGAUGAAAAUUUAAAGAAACAACGGGGAAAAUCUAGAAAAAGCGAAAACGGAUUGGCAAUUCAAUAUUCUUGUGAGCAAUGUUCAUUUGUGGCAAGUUCUAAAAUAAACUUGAAACAUCACAUUAAAAGGUUUCACACUGAAGGAAGCACUUGUGAUUUAUGUGACUUUGUCGGCUCGUUAAAGGGAGUGAACGAACACAAAAGAAGAAAACAUGAUGGAUACCUUUUCUCCUGUUUAGUAUGUGACUUUCAACAUCCACAGAACGACGUGUUAAAAACACACAUUAAGGAAAAGCAUGAUGGCCGUGGGUUUCCUUGUAAUCUCUGUGAAAAAGCUUUUCAUAUAAAACCUAAUCUGAGUAGACAUGUGCAGAAUGUACAUCAAAAAGAAAUAUAUUCUUGUAGUCAGUGUGAUUAUUCUGCAAGGAAUAAAAAUACUCUAAAGGAACACAAUGAUAGUGUUCAUUUGGGUCGACAAUAUAAUUGUGAUAAAUGUGAUUUUGUGGCAGGAAGGGCUGAUCACCUUAGAUCCCAUAAGAAGAAAAUGCAUACUGAUGGAUCCCAUGACACCGGUGCUAACAUUGAAUCUUCUAAAGACAAUUUAAAAGCAUUUUAUUGUGAUCAAUGUAAUUACGUGGGAUCAACCAAAAAUGUUUUGACCGCACAUAUUAAAAACAAACACGAUAAAUCAACUAACUAUGCAUGUGAUGAAUGUGACUAUUCCACUUAUAACAAGGCGAAUUGGUGGGCGCAUAAAAACGGACACAAGAGUGCUUUAGUCAUAUGUGAUCAAUGCCCCUAUAUUGGUAAACCAGCAAAUCUAAAAGUACACAUUCAAGUUCAUCACGACAAAUUAAACUAUCCAUGUCAUUUAUGCAAUUAUCAUGGACAAACUUUGACACAUUUGAGAUCACACACAGAGUCUGUUCAUAUGGGUGUAAAGUAUCAUUGUGAUAUAUGUGGGUUUGCAGCGUCCACAACCACUAACUUGAAACAGCAUAAAGAUUGUAAACACGAUGAUACUAAAUAUCCAUGUGAGGAAUGUGGAUAUUUAGCCUCAACAAAAUAUCUCCUAAAAAAACACAUUAAAAAGAAGCAUGGUGUAAAACCAUUCAUAAACAAAAUGAAUUUGGAUGUUUUUUCUGAGCGGUUUAAAAUUUUAGAAGAUAUUCAGAGCAUAGAAGCUGUUACUGAUGAUAAACGAAUAUUAAAGCAUAUAAUGAUUGAUAUUCUCAAUCUAAAGAAUGGAAUGGAAGAUAACCUACUCCUAAUCCAACAAAUCAACCUGAUGAUACAGAAGGAAGGAGAGGAGCAGAAGGGGUUUGAUGAUGUGAUCCAUGCUGCCCAGCAACAUAUUGACUCCAUUAACACAGUGUAUACACUGGGAGUCUCCUGGCUUAAAGAUGAAAUGGGUUACAUUCUAAAAUUUGUCCAAGGAGAUAAUCUUGAAACUAUGGCAGAUGAUGAGGAAAUCAAUGAAGAAGGAAUUAACUCGCCAAACAAUGACCUGGAGAAUCUGGAGAUAUCAGAGAAUAAUAACUCAGAUGAUUGCGGAGAAAUCAAAAUAGAAAUGGAAGAAUUGAUUGAACCCAGAAAUCUACUAAUGCUGGGGUUAAAGGAGGAGGAGGAGGAGGAGGGAGAAACUAGAAUAUCAGGCGAUGAAUUAAAAAUGGAAGAUAAAAUUUUCAACACCAAACAAGAAUAUCCUUGCACCGAGUGUGAAUAUGUUGGUGAGCUAAAAAGGAAUCUGACGCAGCACAUGAAGCGUGUUCACGGUGAAAUAAAUCCCUGCUUUGAAUGUGAAUUUUCAGCAACAGCCGAGGUUUUAAAAAGACACACCGAGGUUAUGCAUUCCAAUGUAAAGUCUGUAUGCGAUCAAUGCGAGUACAAGGGCUCUAGGGUGGCCCUGAUACAACAUAAGAAAAGUAAACAUGAUGGGGUAAGAUAUCCCUGUGAUCAAUGUGAUUAUAUUGCAAACCACGCGUCUCAUCUAAAAGUACACAAAGGAAGUAAACACAAGGGUUUGCGAUAUUAUUGCGAUCAAUGUGAAAGUUCUUUCGGUGCUUUAUCAAAUCUUAGAAGACAUCAACAAACUGUUCACGAAGGAAAGAGAUUUUCUUGUAAGCAUUGUGAUUAUUCUGGGUCCCAACCUAGUCAGUUAAAGGAACACAUUGAUGGGGUUCACAAGGGAAUUAAGUUUCACUGUGACCAAUGUGAUUAUGUGGCGAACAUGGCAAACAAUCUCAGAAAGCACAAGAACAUGCACCAUUUGAAAGUGAUGAAAAGAAGUUUAAAAAGAUUUGCCAGUCCUUGUGAUUUAUGUGAUCAUGUUGCAUCUAAUGGGGGUAAUUUAAAAUUGCACAAAGCUAACAUGCACAACACGACAAUUUCGUAUUCUUGUGAUAAAUGCAGCUAUUCAACAUUCUCUAAAGGAAAUUGGGGUGCGCAUAAACGUACACACGAAAGAAAAGAGUUUCUUUGUGAUCAGUGUCCUUAUGUUGGGAAACUUUAUACCAUUUUAAAACAGCACAAGAAGGUUAAACACGAGGGAAUAAGAGUACCCUGUGAUCAGUGUGAGUACACUUCACCAGACAAUACUCAUCUCAGACUGCACAAGGAAGCAAUGCAUAUGGGCAUUAAAUAUCCUUGUGAUCAAUGCGAGUUUGCAGCAACUUCUAAAAGUAAUUUAAAACAACACAUUGAGAGUAAACAUGAUAAUACUAAGCAUCCUUGCAACCAGUGUGAGUACUCUUCAACUACACAAUAUGGAUUGAGAAAACACUUGAAAAGUAAACAUUAAGCACGAUUAAAUUAAAAGUGUGUUGAAAGCCUUGAAUAUUGUAAUUAUAGGUCGGGUGUAAGGGUUUACUAAUCUUAACAUUCUCAACUAUUGGCCUAGGAAAUUUUGUAUACAUUUUUUUACUGAAUAAAAAUAAUUAAAUUUA
Molecule: messenger RNA, 3696 nt
Organism: Eurytemora carolleeae
Lineage: Eukaryota; Metazoa; Arthropoda; Copepoda; Calanoida; Temoridae
Exons: 9
Coding region: 30-3551 (1173 amino acids)
Biological process (GO): regulation of gene expression
Cellular component (GO): nucleus
Source: RefSeq, a predicted model, not a curated record